CAUUGGACGUUGGAUCCACGGUUGCUGGCCCGAGGCUCCGCGAGCGCCGCGUCAGCUUCGUCACAAAACUCUCGUUUAGUCUCGCAAUGGCGUUAGUGGGAGGUGGUUGUGUGUUCGCUUAGUUUCACUUCAACCCGAGCGGACACCGGCCCAAAAUAUUGGCCUGUCUAUUCGUGUUCGGAUUACUGGAAUUAAAUUCCUGUAACCCCGUGCUCAAUACGCGAUAUUCGCCACCACGGACAGUCAAAUUUUGGUACGAUCUCCACUCAGGACGAAUCAUUUCAAGAUCAUGUUCAUCUCAUCAUAGUUCCUUCUUCGUUUUUAAGUGUUUGUGUUCUGUGAACAUUAGUGUAUCGUGACAGUGACAGUGUGACAGUGUAGUGAUGGAUCCCGGAUCGCCCUCGUCGUUGUGGCCGCUGCGCCGGAGCGGGUGCUGCGUGACGGCCCAAGGGGCUCCUUCGGGAGAGCACAGCAAGACCGAGGACAGAGCGCCUUCGCCGGUCCUGACCGACCGCUUGUCGGCGGCGCCUUCGCCGUCCAGCCCCGCUCCAGCCAGUCCCGCGAGCCCUGCGCCCCCCCAGCACCAGUUCCAAGCGGCUCUCGUCGCGGAAAAGUAUCUCCUACUGGAACAAGUCGAAGGGUCAUCGCUUUGUCGGUGUGUGGACGUGCGCACGCAAGAGGAAUAUGUUUGCAAAGUGGUAUCAAGAGAUUGCAGUAGUCUUCUACAAGCGCACUACCGUUUAGACGGCCACCCACACGUGAACCCUAUCCACGAAGUGCUGGUCGGCGAUAAGAGGGUGUACCUCAUAUUCCCGAGAUCGCACUCAGACCUGCACUCGUACGUGAGGGCGAGGAAACGGUUAAGGGAACACGAGGCGCGGAGACUGUUCCGACAAAUGGCAGAAACGGUAGCGGCAUGCCAUGAACAAGGCAUCGUAUUACGGGAUCUAAAGCUGAGAAAGUUCGUCUUUGCGGAUCCUCAGAGAACGACGUUAAAGCUCGAGUCGUUGGAAGACGCCGUAGUGUUGGACGACCCCGAGGAAGAUCUCCUUCAAGACAAGAGAGGGUGUCCGGCGUACGUGUCCCCCGAGAUACUGCGAGCUCAUCGGACGUACUCCGGCAGAGCUGCAGACAUGUGGUCGCUGGGCGUCAUUCUCUACACCAUGCUCGUCGGAAGGUACCCGUUCAACGACUCGGAGCACGCGUCGCUGUUCGCGAAGAUCUCGCGCGGCUACUUCGUGGUGCCGGAGUGCCUGUCGUCGCGCGGCAAGUGCCUCAUCCGCUCGCUGCUGCGGCGCGAGGCGUGCGAGCGGCUGAGCGCGCGCGACGUGCUGCGGCACCCGUGGCUGGCGCGCGACCCGCGCAACGAGCUGCCGCCGCGCGCCGCCGCCGGCCACGACCGCCUCGUGCCCGACGUGCCCAUGGACGACGACUACGUCUAGCGUCCGCAGUCGCCGCCGGUGCGGGCAUCGGCCGACUCCCAAUAUCGCAUCGUCGCGCAAUAGCAUUAGGGUUGCCAUUUGCUUGCGGACGUGUUCGAGCUGUGACGAGUGUUUAGGAAUCGAACGAGCCGUGUGCUGCGUCUAGUUUACUGGGAAAUCAGGGUUCGUCCUCCGGGACGGCUAGAAUUAUGAGCUUCUAAGUUAAGGACAUGAGCCGAGUCAAAUGGUAGCCCUUCCCGGCGCGGUGAAUCCACCGAGCGCCUUUAACUUUUCGGUUAAAUAAUCUGGCCUAAUUUCGUGCAAGCUUGCGGUUGCUCACUGAAAUGUCGGCUCGAAUCACACGCUCCGUCAACGUUCAAAUUUCAGAUAGUAUCCCAAGCCAAAUAAAGGUCUCUAUCGAGAUUUUAAUUUAGUGAGUAUAGGCCGGGAGAUGGCGGCUGGCCCGCUCGCUCCCGCCGCUUAAUUUAUGAAGUAGAAACGAACGCUACCACGAUACGAAUCGCAUAAUCCGGCAAACGCAAAACACGCUAUUCAAUGGAGUUUCAGUUUUAUGCGGCUUUUGGCGCUCCGUGUCGGCUUUUACGAGCUGUGUAUGGUUGUAACGUUCGUAAUGACAGAAUAAGUGAGACUGAUAACGCGUUCUUGUGAUCUAACUAUGAGUGUUAAGCGAUCCAUCUGUUCCGUGCAAGCCGAACGGCUGCGGGCUGUCAGCCAGUGUACCAAUUUGUUGUCCGAUCGGUCCGCGAGGGUUCCGCUUAGUACUGUUACACUUAUCAUUAUAUACUUUAGUUUUCCUUAAUUUACUUAAAAUAUAUACAAGUAGAUUCUUGCUGAAAUGCGUAAAAGGCUCUUUAGACGCAAUUACAUACAACCUUGUUAAACAUAAACAUAAACAUACGAGUGAAAAACCGAACUCCAGAAGGUCUAAAGCGCCGUGCAAAUCGCGUCGCUUGCGAUUUGCUCCGAGAAGGUUACUGCGAUUUAGUUAUCUUUUAAACAAAUUAAGGAAAUCGGACUAUAGCAAGUUGUAGUUUAUAAAAAGAUUAUUUUUCCUCCAUUCGUGAAAAUCUUUAUCCUAACCUUUUACCUGAUAGUACAGACUCGAAAUCUUUGGAAGUCCUAAGCUUUUGGCGUAUUUCCAAAGACAAGUAGAUUUCUGCCGCAAACAACUGAAUUAAAAGGUGUAACACUACGAAGCGUUCUGUUAACUACUGCGUUAAUUCCUGUUAAUUGAAUCAUAUCAAUUUCACAUCAAUAUAGAUGGAUAUAUUGCAUUGAAGUUGCUACAUAGUGUUAGGUGAAAAAUGCAUAAGUGUAUAUUUUGUAUUUAUAUUUAAAAGAAAUAUUAUGUCGUGUAAUUGUGAUCUCCACCGAUGUUAUUUAGCGAUUAGUAUUGAUUUGAUCUGAGAGGUGAUGGACAACUUUUUCAAUUGUUAUGUAUCGGUCAUAAUUCGUUUACAUUUCAAACUUUGGGUAACUUGGCAGGGCAAAAAAGCAAAUUUAUAUUUUUGCUAAAUAUUAAUUUGCAGUUAAGUUGUAUUCAGUUAGGCAUCGCUUAUUUGGUACAUAGUACGUAUUCUUAAGACAAAAAAAUAUAGGUAAUGACUAAAUUGACGUCUCUUGACAGUAGGUUUAAAAUCCGCAAUCGAUUCCUAAAUUUUAUUAUUUUGUAGAAUAAUUGAAACCGGUAUAAAUCCUAGGAAUAAAUUGUCCACCAGCUCUCAGUGUAUUGCCAUUACGUUGUUAUAUGCAGAAGCAUUAGCCUUUUUGUUUCACAGCGAUCAGUUGCUUCCAUCAUAGAGUUAUUUAUAAUAUUUUAUUUGAGUUUUGGUUAUUGUAAAUCAUUAUGUAUUAACAUAUUUCGAUUAUUUUGUUAUAAUACAUUAUAUCAAUCAAAAUUUUUAUAUAAUUUUCAUCACCACGUACCGAAUAAGAUCGUAGUUUGGUUUGUGCCAUUUAAUUUAAACUAAUUAAUUUAUUCGUUGUUUUAAUUGAUAGUGUGAUGGCAACACUUCUUCCUAUUAAUUAAUUAUAAUAAUAUUAUUAUUACCAUUUGGUACUUGGUGUUGAUGUUAAAAUCGAUUUGAGAAAGAUCAUCUCACUUUUUUUUUUUAACUAAAUCGAAUUGUUCCAAAAAAUCGAUAAUGUUACCAUGAUUAUCAAAAUUGUUAUUUUUUUAUUUUCAGCCUUUGUUACAUUAUCUUUUUUGGAUUCCUGUUAGUUCUUUCAUGUAGUGAAAGUGUAUCGAAGUCAAGUCUUUCAUUGAAAGCGUACUGUACAAUAGUAGUUUAUUGUAAAAUAUACUAUUAAUACUUUAAUUUAUACAAACUGUAAAUAGAGCUUAAGAUAUGAAUAAGAUUAUCAAAAAAAAGGAAGAUUGAUAGUGGGAAUAAAUAAUUUAGAAAAUUAAA
Molecule: messenger RNA, 3853 nt
Organism: Maniola jurtina (meadow brown)
Lineage: Eukaryota; Metazoa; Arthropoda; Insecta; Lepidoptera; Nymphalidae
Product: tribbles homolog 2-like
Exons: 5
Coding region: 384-1442 (352 amino acids)
Biological process (GO): protein phosphorylation; regulation of MAP kinase activity; positive regulation of proteasomal ubiquitin-dependent protein catabolic process
Cellular component (GO): nucleus
Molecular function (GO): ATP binding; protein kinase activity; mitogen-activated protein kinase kinase binding
Source: RefSeq, a predicted model, not a curated record